UCGAAUGCACCCACUUUGGCAUGACGUAGUCAGCAAAUACACCACUUCGAUUGGAUGAAACGUGUGAGGUUGAGUUCGAAGAUCACUCAAGCAGGAAAUGAGUGUGAAUGUCAUCAGCUGCAAAAGCACGCAUGAAUGUAACAUGGAAUAAUCUAUUUUAUGAUCAUUGAAUGUGAUUUAUGAAAACACGGCAUUGAUGUCGACGUAUGCACAUGGCUUGUUAUUUCAGAAGAAGUAUUGCAUCGAAGCUCUCUAGGGCUUUGGGACGGUCUGAAGAUGCCUUCAUUUCUGCUCUCUGUGCUAUCCCAGUCUCCAAAAAACAGCAAUCCCCUGAUUUCCGGUUGUCAGUCAACACUCUGCUGAGGAAUGGGAUCCUGCCAGCUAAUGGAGACCUCCAGGCACAGACAGAGGCUCUGGCCAGACAGUUAAAGCAAGACAGUGUGGUGGAAGAAAUAUUUGCUGGACGGGGAGUGAUACACUUUAGAGUUAGUCGGACUCUGUUAGUACAGAAAGUUUUAGAGCAGUUGUGCCAAGAACGUGACAAAUUUGGUGUGAAAAGUGAACUUUUCGAUGGCCUCAAAAAAGGAACAACUGUGGUGGAGUUUAGUUCUCCAAAUAUUGCCAAGAAGUUUCAUGCUGGACAUCUGCGUUCCACCAUUAUUGGUAACUUCAUUGCCAACCUGAAAGAAUCCUUGGGAAAUAAUGUAUUGAGAGUGAAUUACCUGGGAGAUUGGGGCAUGCAGUUUGGUCUGCUGGGAGCUGGCUUUCAGCGCUUUGGGUGUCAGGAGAAAUUGAAAAAGAAUCCCUUACAACAUCUAUUUGAUGUUUACGUUCAGGUGAACAAGGAGGCGGAGAACAAUGAGGUCAUAGGACAGGCGGCCAGAGAGUUCUUUAGACAGCUGGAACAGCAGGAACAGCAGGCCCUGUUACUAUGGAAACAGUUUAGAGAGAUCACAGUGGAGGAGUACCAACAAGUCUACAAGCGUUUAGGGGUUCACUUUGACAUCUACUCUGGAGAGUCAUUUCACCAACAACAAGCCCAGGAGGUGGUACAGCGGCUACAGAGACUAGGCCUACUAAAAACCACAGAGAAGGGGACCAGCGUGGUGGAUCUCUCUUCAGCUGGAGACAUGUCCAGCUACUCCACAGUACUACGCAGUGAUGGGACAUCUCUCUAUAUCACCAGAGAUCUUGCUGCAGCCAUAGAUCGAAAGGAAAGGUACAAUUUCGAUGAGAUGAUCUAUGUGACAGACAAAAGUCAAGGGAUUCAUUUCCAGCAGCUGUUCCAGAUCCUCUUGGCUAUGGGACACUCGUGGGCUGAAAGGUGCCAGCAUGUGCCGUUUGGCCUGGUGCAGGGUAUGAAGACGAGGCUGGGAGAGGUGGUUUUCCUGGAAGACAUUCUGGAUGAAGCCCGGGCUAGGAUGCUCAGGAACAUGAGCCAGUCUAAGACCACCAAGGAAAUGGUGUAUCCAGAAGACACCGCUGAGAAAGUGGGGAUCAGCGCGCUCAUAGUUCAGGACUUUAAAGGGCCUCUAGGAUCAGACUACAAGUUUGACUGGGACAGGAUCCUCCAGGCCCAGGGUGAUACCGGGGUGUUCCUACAGUACACACACGCCAGGCUCUGUAGUUUAAUACAUCAGCAUGGCGACGGAGAGGAAGGUGCCUUUGACCCGUCACUUCUUAUAGAUCAGAGGAGUAUUUCUAUACUCCAGCACUUGCUUCGCUAUGACGAAGUUCUAUACCAAUCUGCACAGGAUCUGCAGCCAAAACAUCUCGUCAACUUCCUUAUGACACUGAGUCACCUGGUUGCAUCAGCACACAGGGAGCUGCCAGUGAAGGGAAGCCCUCAAGCUGUCGCACAGGCAAGGCUGCGGCUCUUCAGUGGUGUCUGCACUGUGUUGGCCAACGGGAUGAAAAUAUUAGGCAUCACACCAGUCGAGAAAAUGUGAACAAUCAACGCCUGCUUGAUCAAUGUUCCUGUGUAUGUAGUUAUUGUAUUAAUGUAAAUAAAUGUAGUCUUGAUUUAACACUU
This is a messenger RNA of Coregonus clupeaformis (lake whitefish), 2032 nucleotides long. RefSeq names its product arginyl-tRNA synthetase 2, mitochondrial (gene rars2). The transcript has 20 exons. Gene Ontology annotation, cellular component: mitochondrion; cytoplasm. Lineage: Eukaryota; Metazoa; Chordata; Actinopteri; Salmoniformes; Salmonidae. Gene Ontology annotation, biological process: mitochondrial translation; arginyl-tRNA aminoacylation. Bases 207 to 1949 code for a protein of 580 amino acids. The record is from RefSeq and is a predicted model, not a curated record. Gene Ontology annotation, molecular function: arginine-tRNA ligase activity; ATP binding.